Cyclocybe aegerita is the source of this 1146-nucleotide messenger RNA. The record is from the annotation of a GenBank genome assembly. Lineage: Eukaryota; Fungi; Basidiomycota; Agaricomycetes; Agaricales; Hemipholiotaceae.
AUGGUCUUCACUGAUGAUGUGUCAUCAUACCGCAAGGCUUUCUUCCUGUCUAAGAAGUCAGGGGAUGCAACACUACAGGCCAUCAGAGAGUACUGGGCAGAGAGUGAACAGCAGACUGGGAAGCAGCUCAAGAAGCUGCACCUCAACAUGGGAAAGGAGUUCAUGAACAGGGCAUGCGAAGACUACUGCCAGGAGGCUGGGACUCUACUCAAAUUGACAGUGCCAUACGCUCAUGCAUCAAAUGGAGUACCAGAGAGGACCAACCGGACCAUUGUCGAGGGGGUACGAUGCCUUCUGUGUGACUCCAGGCUACCCCCAUCCCUCUGGGCAGACGCUGCUGCCACAUUGGUAUACACACACAAUCUAAUUCCCUCUAGCCGCCAUCCCAGGAAGGUACCAACUGAAGUCUGGACAGGGAAGCAUCAGGACGUCAGCCACCUGCACCCAUUUGGGUGCACUGCAUAUGCGAAGAUACCAAAGGAAGUGAACCCUUCCAAAAUUGGCCCAAUAUCCAUAAAGUACUUGCUCAUUGGCUACUAUGACCACGAUGCAUACAAGCUCUUUGAUCAACACACAGGAAAGGUGAUUAAGAGUUGGGAUGUCAUUUUUGAGGAAGGAACAGGACAUCAUAUGCUGCUGGCCACACAACCUCCAAUGGAUUCAGAAGAUAUAUAUGACAUCUUUGGUUCCACACCCACAGAUGAUGUGGAAGCAGGCAAUGGGACUCCAGGAAGGGUGGUCCAAGAGGUGUUACCUGUGGCACCGUGUACCUGCCCUACUGACAUCCUCCAUGAUGCCCCCAUGGAACCCACAACACCAGCAGAGCCAUGCCCAGCUGCUCCAGCUGCACCACCACCCAAUGCAGAGCCCCAGAGGUCCACACACACCACACGCCUGACAACCGCAAUCCUGGAGUUGUGCGAGUCUGAGGGGCGACUGACCCAGGUGAAGUCAGAUGGCAUUGACUGGGCAACUGAUAGCUCCAAACCAUGGACAAUGCUCGCCACUGACCUUCCCUCACUCCACACUGAGCUAGAUGACUACAUGGCAAUGCUUGCCUCAUCUUCUGACCACCACCUCCCACAAAGCACUGUUGAAGCACUCUGGGAACCCAACCUAUGGCUUGAGCUGAUGCAGAUUGAAUGA